Molecule: messenger RNA, 2806 nt
Organism: Salvelinus fontinalis (brook trout)
Lineage: Eukaryota; Metazoa; Chordata; Actinopteri; Salmoniformes; Salmonidae
Gene: c9h11orf16
Product: chromosome 9 C11orf16 homolog
Exons: 7
Coding region: 1200-2420 (406 amino acids)
Source: RefSeq, a predicted model, not a curated record
ACUCAAGUAAACAAUGGAGCUUAGUGGCUAUCUGCAGACUACAGACAGGCAGGAACACUCUUGGGGAUUCACAGAGGGCAAGGAUGAUGUCUGUAUCCCAGUUACCUGGUGAGCCUCACAGGAGGCUCCUUCCAUUGUUCGUGGGCCUGAGGUACAGGAAUGUGUCCUUUGUAUUGGACACCUCAGAGGCCAUGAGCACUGCUCUGGGGUCAGUGAAGCGCCUGCUCAUCCAGACCCUGCUGAACAAGGCAUCCCUCAGAGACUCGCUCUUCAACAUCAUAGGCUUCUCAUACAAGGUAACCCGUUGGUCUGAGCACAUGGUGCCCUGUGCUCCAGACACUGUCUACGAGGCUCUAUCCUGGAUUCACUCCCUCAGCUCCAGCCCAGGUAGGGACCUCCUGGCUGCCCUGAGCACAGCCUUCAGCGACCCAGCCUGCCAUGCCGUCCACCUGGUCACCACCGGUCUCCCUGACCACCCAGAGGAACUCCUCCGGGCCCUAUCAACCAUGGCAGGGGAGAGGCCAGUCCAUGUGUUCCACCUGUCGCUAUCUAACCCCAGCAGUAGCAGCUCUCUGGACGGCAGGACUCAGGACUUCAUGCAGUGUCUGACUCACGCCACAAGAGGGAACUGUUAUGUUCUCCCUGUCGGGAUGGAUGGGGAAGUAGAGCAGGUGAUUCCAUUGUACACUGCUGAGAGCCAGCCCUCAGUGCCGAACUGUUCUCCAGUGAAGUCCUGCAGUCAGUCCCCCUCUGUUGUUCCACUGCAGCCUUUACUGCCCUUAUCUCCUCUCAGGUUGGUCUCCUGGAUUACCAAAUGUUAAACAGCUACAUACAGAAUGCACUGUAUACACUGGGAUUAUACACCACUAGCCUGGAUACCAGUCUGUGUAGCUAACAUUCCACUCAUCAUGCUCAACACACUUUGGCACAUCACACAGAGUACAAGGAGUUGAAUAUUAGCUAAACAGGCUGGUACCCAGGCUAGUAAACCACUGCUAUAACCACAAAAUAAUCAAGCAUUUCUGGACAAUUUGUCUAUUGUGUGUACAGUAUCUAAGCAUUUAUGGACAGGAUUUAUGUACAGUAUCUAAGCAUAUACGUACCGGAUGUGUAUAGACAUGUUAUUGACUACAUCUAUGCAGUCUGGUUCCCACUGAGGUAAAAAACAUAUAUAUUUAUUGUGGUUGUGCUGCAGGUGUAUGCUUGGUAAUCCCUUCUGUCCAGUUAGUAGCUGUGUGUUGUCAGGGAGGGCCCUGUCCCUAUGCAGCACAGAGUUUCUCCCAGGCUGCCGUGUGUUGGCCAGGAGGGAGCUGGAUGGCCUUUACUACUUGGGCACUGUAACGGAGCUAGUCCAGGGUCGAAGAGGAGUGUACGUGGUUGAGUUUGACAGGCCGGGGACGAGGAGACCCGAAGGGGGAGACGGUCGCGCUAUGAGGAUGUCCCAGCAACAGCAGCUAGUCUGCUCUCCAGACAUGCUGAACCACACUCAGGCCCACACACACUGUCUGGUCCCUGGGGAUGCAGUGUUGUCCCCGUGGGAACCUGACCUGAGGAGAUACGGUCCGGGGAGAGUGGUCUCCGGAAUGGAGACACGAGAUUCAGUGACAGUAGAGAGUGGGAAGGGGCUCCAGGUGCUGCUGUGGAAUGGUAGGCUGAUGCAGGUGCCUGGGGAUCUAGCUGUGUGGAUCCCGGCUUCUCAGCAUGAACGGAUCGUCAGGGAGUUCCAGCGAAUUCCUCUGCCGCCAUGCUGCAAUGACAAUUUGCUCCACGUCCACAGCACCAUGUGGCCUCCCUAUCUGUACUGCACUGGGUCACAGUGCUGUCCAUCAGCAGGUGGACCAUGCCAUUGUCCAAUCAUGCAGCCAUGGUGGCCACUGAGAGUUCCGCCUACUCAUGUGCAUGGCCUGAGAGAGGGGGAGGGGCUAGAGCGGAAAAAUCGGCAAGAGAGGGCAGAGCUAGAGAAGAAGGUGGACCUCCAGUUGGGUGAGCUCAAGGAAACUAAAGAGGUCGAACCUGAGACAUCAUCUUCGUCCUCUUCAUCCCUGUCGGGUGAUGAGGAAGCAGGGGCCAUAGGGGAAAAGUCUGUCAGCCCAUUGGCUAGCACAGAGCCCUCUCCCCUGGACACGCUGGGGCCAGAACACGGCCGACCUGACUGGAGGUACUGGAGGAGAAGCCAUCCAGAGCCACAGCACAGACAACCAGAGAAGGUACCAAGGGGAAAAUUCCAGUCUAUGAAAAUCAGCUACCCUGACGUCGAGAUCAGUGGCUCACCCAAUCACAGCUCCAUGUUUCAGCCACUUCCUGGCUGUGAGAGGAGGGUGACCAUCAGGGAUGUGUUUGGCCUGACAGACUCCAAACCUCGUCCAAAAACGAGACUACAGUUAACCGCUGGCAACACGAUCACAGGUGUUUAUACAUGAUGGUUUUGACUAUUGAAGAUGAAUCAUGUGGGGUCUUAAAAACACCCACACCAGUAGAAAUACACAUUUGAGCUGAAAGACAAUGGGCAGAGCUUACCCAUGAUGUUGCGCAACAGUGUAAGUCACUAAGUCAUAGUUUUAGUCAAAGUAUGAUAUAUUUCGGCUUGAAGUGCCAGAUCCAAACGUGUGACUUCAGAUGUUUCCUUGAGUCUUACGUGUCUUUUCCUAUGGAGAUGACGUGCAAAUUACUUCCAGCCUACGUUUCAUUUCAGGGCUGGGUUUUAAUUAAACAUUACCACCCACCAGCAUGGCAAUAUCUAUUAAUCAGAAACACCUGCUGCAAAGUUUCCUAUUCACGACUUGUCUGAGAGCCAAACAGCUUUUCU